Messenger RNA from Rhineura floridana, 3696 nucleotides. RefSeq names its product transient receptor potential cation channel subfamily C member 6 (gene TRPC6). Lineage: Eukaryota; Metazoa; Chordata; Lepidosauria; Squamata; Rhineuridae. The transcript is spliced from 12 exons. Gene Ontology annotation, biological process: regulation of cytosolic calcium ion concentration; calcium ion transmembrane transport; manganese ion transport. Gene Ontology annotation, cellular component: cation channel complex; membrane. The record is from RefSeq and is a predicted model, not a curated record. Bases 549 to 3227 code for a protein of 892 amino acids. Gene Ontology annotation, molecular function: inositol 1,4,5 trisphosphate binding; store-operated calcium channel activity; protein binding.
GCCUUUGUGUGUGCGUGUGCGUGUGCGUGUGCAAAGCCUUCGGGCAAUGACGACGCUCGGAGGGUGGUGGUGCAGGAUAUUGCUGGUUGACAUAGUAACUCCUCUCCUCGGCUCAGUCGGUGUCUGAUGGGCUACUUGGUGCUGCCUGCAUGGACUGGAGGCAGCGACCCCGGCAAGGAAAAGGGCUGCUCGGCAGUUGGCGGCGGCUGCUUCUUGAGCUUUGGGGAUCCCAGCCCAAGAGGAGCACUCAUUCCGCAACCCUCCUUCAUAAUGGGGACGCCGCGCUGCAAGUAGCUGUUAGAGGGACAGCAGGCGGCAGACCCGCCUAGACGAGUUCUUUCCUCAACGAAGGGAAUCCUUGGGCUACUUUAUUGUUGUUAUUAUUUUUAAACGAGGGCGAACCCGAUUGCGGAGCUAAGUGUGUGUGAGAGAAAAGCAUCCCUCACGCGCGCGCCUCCACUUGUGUGCGCGUGUGUGAGGUUUUGGGCGACCUCCUUAAAGACGAGGGGCUUUCUUGGGGACGACGACCCCGAGAGGGGGGAAGCGCCAUGAGCCAGAGCCAGCAGCCUCGGAACAACGGCUCGCCGGUGAGCGGGGCGAGGCGGAAUGACAGCCAGGACUACCUGCUCAUGGAUUCGGAGGCGAGUGAGGAGAACUGCGUGGCGCCCUACGCUUACUACCCCGUUAGAGGUGCCGAGAACAGGCAUGCCCUCCGACAACAGACUAUUGUCCGAGAGAAAGGCAGGAGGCUUGCCAAUCGGGGCCCAGCAUAUAUGUUUAAUGACCGCUCCACCAGCCUUUCUAUUGAAGAGGAGCGUUUUUUGGAAGCAGCAGAAUACGGCAACAUUCCUGUUGUUCGUAAAAUGCUGGAGGAAUGUAGCUCGCUCAAUGUGAACUGUGUGGACUACAUGGGGCAGAAUGCAUUACAGCUGGCCGUAGCGAAUGAGCACUUGGAAAUCACAGAACUCUUGCUUAAGAAGGAGAACCUGUCGCGCGUCGGAGAUGCCCUGCUCUUGGCCAUUAGCAAAGGCUAUAUCCGAAUAGUAGAAGCCAUCUUGAGUCACCCUGCAUUUGCUGAAGGCAAGAGGCUGACCACAAGUCCUAGCCAAUCAGAGCUACAGCAUGAUGACUUUUAUGCCUAUGAUGAGGAUGGAACCCGCUUCUCUCAUGACAUCACCCCAAUCAUCCUAGCUGCACACUGCCAUGAGUAUGAAAUCGUGCAUACCCUGCUGAGGAAAGGAGCUCGUAUCGAGAGGCCUCAUGACUACUUCUGCAAAUGCAGUGAAUGCAAUAAGAAGCAAAAGGAUGACUCUUUCAGCCAUUCUCGCUCCAGGAUCAAUGCUUACAAAGGGCUGGCAAGUCCUGCUUACCUUUCCUUGUCUAGUGAGGACCCUGUAAUGACUGCUUUAGAACUAAGCAAUGAGUUGGCUGUGCUUGCUAACAUUGAAAAAGAAUUCAAGAAUGAUUACAAAAAAUUGUCUAUGCAGUGCAAGGACUUUGUGGUCGGACUUCUCGAUUUGUGCAGAAAUACAGAGGAAGUGGAAGCUAUUCUGAAUGGGGAUGUUGAGUUGAACCAUGGGGAGCAUGGACGUCCUAGCCUUAGCCGCUUAAAACUUGCCAUAAAGUAUGAAGUCAAAAAAUUUGUAGCACAUCCAAACUGCCAGCAGCAGCUCCUCUCUAUCUGGUAUGAGAAUCUGUCAGGUUUACGACAACAGACCAUGGCGAUGAAGUUUUUAGUGGUUCUUGCCGUUGCUGUUGGGCUGCCAUUCCUGUCAGUGGCUUAUUGGAUUGCUCCAUGCAGUAAGUUGGGUAGAAUAAUGCGUGGGCCCUUUAUGAAAUUUGUUGCACAUGCAGCCUCUUUCACCAUUUUCCUUGGCUUACUGGUCAUGAAUGCGGCAGACAGGUUUGAUGGCACCAAACUGAAGCCUAAUGAAAGUAGAACUGAUGGAAAACAGCUGUUCAGGAUGAAAACUUCAUGCUUCUCAUGGAUGGAAUUGCUUAUUAUCUCAUGGGUAAUAGGCAUGAUGUGGUCUGAAUGUAAAGAGAUUUGGUCCCAAGGUCCCAAGGAAUACCUGUUUGAACUGUGGAAUAUGCUGGAUUUUGGCAUGCUAGCUAUUUUUGCAGCUUCAUUCAUUGCAAGGUUUAUGGCAUUUUGGCAUGCUUCUAGAGCCCAAAGCGCUUUUGAUACCGAAGGUAUGAAGGACUUGUCAACUGCAACGUUGCAUCCCAACAUAAAGUACUACACUUUAGCAAGAAUAGACUGGGAUCCAUCUGACCCUCAAAUCAUAUCUGAAGGGCUGUAUGCAAUCGCUGUGGUUUUAAGUUUCUCAAGAAUCGCCUACAUUCUGCCAGCCAAUGAAAGCUUUGGACCUCUACAGAUAUCGCUUGGUAGAACUGUGAAAGAUAUAUUCAAGUUCAUGGUCAUAUUUAUCAUGGUCUUUGUGGCCUUCAUGAUAGGAAUGUUUAAUCUCUACUCCUACUACCUGGGGGCAAAGCAAAAUGAAGCCUUCACUACAGUGGAAGAAAGCUUCAAGACUUUGUUCUGGGCAAUAUUUGGACUCUCAGAAGUGAAAUCAGUUGUCAUACAUUAUAAGCACAAAUUUAUUGAGAACAUUGGUUAUGUCCUCUAUGGUGUUUAUAAUGUCACCAUGGUUAUUGUUCUAUUGAACAUGCUUAUCGCAAUGAUCAACAGCUCAUACCAAGAAAUUGAGGAUGAUGCAGAUGUGGAAUGGAAGUUUGCAAGAGCAAAAUUGUGGUUCUCCUAUUUUGAGGAGGGCAGAACACUUCCAGUACCAUUCAAUCUAGUGCCUAGCCCCAAAUCUUUGCUUUAUCUUUCACUCAGAAUAAAGAAGUGGAUUUGUAAAUUAUUACUUUGCCAUAAAAAAGGUUUUCAGGAAGAUGCUGAGAUGAAUCAGCUAGGACAAAGGAGGCAAUCAAGUAUAAGAAGCUCUGAUGACCUCAACUUAAACAGCUUAAGUAAUCCUCAAAGGAAGUAUCAGAAAAUUAUGAAACGUCUUAUGAAACGAUACGUGCUGAAAGCUCAAGUGGAUAAAGAGAGUGAUGAAGUCAAUGAAGGUGAACUGAAAGAAAUUAAACAGGACAUCUCAAGCCUCCGUUAUGAGCUUCUUGAAGAAAAAUCACAGAACACAGAAGACCUGGCAGAACUCAUCCGGAAACUUGGGGAGAAACUGUGUAUUGAGCCAAAACAGGAACAAAGUAGCAGAUAACAAGAACUUCUCUUUGAAAGGGGGAUGGGGGAAUCCUCUAAGCUGGCAGUCUAAUGAAAGCCAUAUCAGUUCUAUUUUCUUCUUCUUCAAACAUAAUUGACACUCUUACAGCAGCUGCAACAGUAGUUGCUGAACUGGUUUUUUCCUCUCUCUCUCUUUUUUUUUUUUGAUAAUAAGGGAAAACCAUCCACAGAGGUAAACUCAACCAUUUUCUGAAAAUUAAAAGAAGACAUAAAAUAUGGUUUCAGAAGUUGCACAAUUACAUAUUUUAAUUACUGGUUCUACUGAUGCCAGGAAGCUCUCUUGUUCUCUCACACUCGCACGCACAUAGAUAACUCUUCGACCAUAAGCACAUUUACUUAGUAGUAAAAUUCCAUUGAAAUGAACGAGGUUUACAAAUGAAUAAUUUAGGAAUAGAGUUCUGAUGACUUUUUUAAAAAAAGAAAUGAAUUGGUCCUUUAAAUAAACA